This is a messenger RNA of Rhinichthys klamathensis goyatoka, 1121 nucleotides long. RefSeq lists its product as uncharacterized. The transcript has 6 exons. The annotation marks the transcript as partial. The record is from RefSeq and is a predicted model, not a curated record. Lineage: Eukaryota; Metazoa; Chordata; Actinopteri; Cypriniformes; Leuciscidae.
ACACUCAGUUCCUCAACACUCGACCCCUCAACACUCAGCUCCUCAACACUCAGCUCCUCAACACUCAGCUCCUCAACACUCGACUCCUCAACACUCAGCUCCUCAACACUCAGCUCCUCAACACUCGACUCCUCAACACUCAGCUCCUCAACACUCAGCUCCUCAACACUCGACCCCUCAACACUCAGCUCCUCAACACUCAGUUCCUCAACACUCGACUCCUCAACACUCAGCUCCUCAACACUCAGCUCCUCAACACUCGACUCCUCAACACUCAGCUCCUCAACAUUACGCUCCUCAACACUCAGCUCCUCAACACUCCAGACUGGAACCCAGAGAUCCACCACUACAGCUGCCCCGAACACAACAAUGAUCGAACCCAAUCUGGUGUGUGAAAACAAGGGUACCUUACAAAACGGGAUCUGCCUCUGCCCAGACGAUUGGACUGGAACUACCUGCAACAUCUCAAAUUUCUGCCCUGAACAAAACCCCACACAAACUAGUAAAUUCACCUUUCCAAAAACGGUCUUAGGCCAGUUUGCUUCCUCAGUUGAGCGAUGUCCAUCACAUACACCAAAUGCCGGAAUCCCCAAAGCUUCAGCUCUCUGUAGUAUAUCUACUCACUUAUUUGAUCCUCCAAACACUCUACAUUGUGGUUUGACCCUGGAUACCAUUAACAAUGAUCUUUCUGGAGCUACUCAAGCCGAUGUCCUCUUAUUAGCCUCCAGUACCCAGAUCCUCACAUCCAUACCGGAACGGCUAACAGCCCACAACAUCACAAAUGCUGUUAAUAUAACCAACAUUCUACUCUCCCGUUAUGAAAGUGAACAAAGCACGGAUAUUGCAGUGUCAGCAGUCGCUACAGUCAGUCAGCUCCUGAGCGCAAGUCAUGGGAUGUACUCCUCUGUCGACCAAGCUGCAAUAAAUGAACUAACACAGACUCUACAGAAACUCUCUCUGCGUGAGAAGUCAAAUCCAUUGCUGGUGCAACCGAACAUGGCAGUGCAGUCACUGAAGGGGCAAACUCCAAUCCGACAAGUGCAAUUAACCUCUUUUAAAGGCAAGUUUGAAGCUUAAAUAUACAACAGAACUCUCUAGAAAAAAAGGUGAAUUUACGGCAU